ACUGUCGGAGGGGACCUGUGAGUGAGUGUUCCGUGUGCGAGUGUGUGUGCUGAACUGAGCGGAGGUGAAGAAGAGGAGGAUGAAGCUUGGAGCGGAGGAUGGGAGGAAGAGUGGAGUAAGAGACAGGCUAGCUGCGUGUGAAUGAGUGAGUGAAGAAGAGGAGAAGGUCGUCUGAGGGACCGAAGAAAAGAGGAUACUUCUGUUUUUUGGGGACUAUCUCCGGAGCUUUACUAAGGGAAACUUUUAACUUUUUUACCCGCCACAGCUCGGCUUGAGCCUGGAGCCGGCUUUGUUUCGCGGCGGGGGUGUCUGAGAUAAAUGAAGGAAUAAAAGAGAAGCCGUCGAUAUUUUUUACCCAAGCGGGGAAUACCCUGGAAUUGAUUUUAAUACAGGUUGCAAGAGGAUGGCGGCCAAUAUGUACCGAGUGGGAGACUACGUUUACUUUGAGAACUCCUCCAGCAACCCAUACCUGAUCCGGAGAAUAGAAGAGCUCAACAAGACAGCCAAUGGAAAUGUAGAGGCGAAGGUGGUGUGUCUGUUCAGGAGGAGAGACAUCUCAGGCAACCUCAACACUCUGGCAGACAGCAACGCAAGUGAGUACCUCAAAGCGCCUCUUCAGCUUUCCUGUUCUCCUGUCUCACCAGCGGCCCAGUCUCCUCAGUGGUACGCCUGGGGCCCCCCAAACAUGCAGUGCAGACUAUGUGCUUCUUGUUGGAUCUACUGGAAGAAGUAUGGCGGUCUGAAGACCCCCACUCAGCUGGAGGGAGCAGCUAGAGCCGGCUCUGAGUCAGGCUCUCGCAGUCACAUGACCCGCCAGGAGGUCCAGGGCAUGUCGCCGUUCACUCGCAACGAGGGCCGAGCCAAGCUGCUGGCCAAGAACCGGCAGACCUUCAUCCUGCAGACCACCAAGCUGACCCGCAUCGCACGGCGGGUGUGUGAGGACAUCCUGCAGCCCCGCCGCGCUGCGCGCAGACCCUACGCCUCCAUCAACGCCAACGCCGUCAAGGCUGAGUGUAUGAUCAGACUGCCUAAAGCCACUAAAUCUCCGUUAAAGAGCAAGGUGAUACCUCGACAGUCUCUGGCCACUAUAGUGAAGGAUUUAGCCAUCUCAGCUCCUCUGAAGCUGAAGGCCUCCAGAGGUCCUCCAACACCCAUCAACAGAAACCAGGCCAGCCAGCCUAGAGUGGCCCAAAGCCUGCUGGGAAAGAGAGGCUUUGAAUCAGCGACAGGGGUGCCCUACCCAGCCAAUGGGAGGCCGUACACAUCAGGCAUGAGAACCACGUCCCAGUCAGUCAUUAAGCGGCAGAAGGUCAGCCAAGGAGAAGCUCCCAAUCCUGUGGUGUUUGUGGCCACCAAGGACACCAGGGCUCUGAGGAAACACCUGACCCAGUCAGAGAUGCGCAGGGCGGCAAGGAAACCUCACCUGCUGGUCCGGAUCAAGCUGCCGCCCCCACCCCGUUCCCUGGCCGUGCCGCUGCUCCCCUCCAGCACCAGCGAGCCCAUCAUCCUGGAAGACUGAAGCCUAGUGAGGGGGUGUUUUAACGGGACAUGGGGCUGGGGAGGGAACCGCUGAGGGUUUGUGCUCUGGCUCUGACUUCCAGGCAGCACACAUUGCCAUAAAGUACUCUGAUCUUUCCUGUUUUCUUUAGUUUUUGUUUCCUUGUUUUUCUCCCUAAACAUGUCUUGUUCAACACACACACACGCAAGCACACACACACACACACAGAUGACAGAAUAUUUUUUCUUAUUUAAAAUAAAAAGCAGCUCUACAUUUCCAUGCUCUCACUCCCAGGACUUGUAAUUUUUAUUAUGAAUCCUGGAUUAUUAAACAGCCCGUUUUAUUAUGUUUUACAAAUGUAUAAUUUAAAUUCCUGAUAUUUCUCACCUCAAAACAGUGAUAAUGAUGAAGCACAUUUUGAUUUUCUUCUGCAUCUGGUAUGUUUUUGUAAAUAGAUUUCUCUCCAUGUCAGCCUGCUGCUGAGCGCAGCGGACAGCUGUUCAGUCCAAGCGAUCCAUCAUCGUUUCAGUUUGAUCCAACGUUCAGCUUCCCAUCAAAGGAACGGUCUGAGCUGGGCUCGUUGGUAACCGCGUCAACCUGCCGCAUUGUUAGUUUAGCUUUUAGGUUGUUGACUGCAGGUGUACAAGAAAUCCAAAAAGAGCAUCACCGUUAACCCCUCACAUAACAUCAGAUUGAAUAAUGAUGAUUUUUUUGUAUGCAAUCUGUCAUCUUCUAAAAAGAUUAAACAGCAAUAAAAAAAUUUUUUUAUUUUUAGAAUGUUGAUCAGGAAGUUCUUCAUGUGGCUUUAACUCUCUUCUGAACAGAAGCCAAGUUUCUGAUUGGGAUUCGGGUGUUUUGUUCAAAGGGCGAACGCUGAAAGGAAGUUGUUCAUUUGCUGUUUGAGAAUUAUUGAAAUAUCCACGGUAUCUGGGUAUUACACCGGUUUUACAAGUUUGGUCCCAAUGUGGACUAAGUUUUUUUUUUUCAAAAACUAAAAAAAAGUCUAGAGUGUAGCUUGUAUAAAGCCAUGUAAAUUAAAAAAGAUUGGCUCCUUUUUUAAAAGUGGAAAGUAACUGCUUCUCCAUAAUGGUGGAGAUUGCUCUAACAUGCACAAACAUGUCCAGUCAACAGGUUGGGGAGGGGCGACUUUUGUAAAAGGAGAGACUAACAUGCCACAAUAAAAACUUUUCUCAAGUGUUUUUUUUUUUAUUCCGUCUGUAUCCUUAAAUGUAUCUUGUUAAGAAAAAUAAAGAUUUUCUUUUUCUUUGUGUUCA
This is a messenger RNA of Poecilia reticulata (guppy), 2772 nucleotides long. NCBI's taxonomy places the organism in Eukaryota, Metazoa, Chordata, Actinopteri, Cyprinodontiformes, Poeciliidae. The record is from RefSeq and is a predicted model, not a curated record.